AUGGGCUCUAUGUCCGUUCGGUCGCUAUGUACCAACCUGCUAGCUAUUGCAGCAACCGCGAGUGUAGUAUCAUCUACUAUCAUACCCGGGAGAUUCUUAGUUGAGUUUCAAGACAAUGCUAAUCAUGAUCACUUCUCCAGCCAUUUGAAAAGAGAUGGAAUCCAAGCAACCCCAAUCCUAAAGACAGAGAGCGAGCUCUUUAGAGCGGCGUCUUACAAAUUUGAAGCAGGAGCCCUGGGCGAAGAUCCACUCAGCGAGCUCGCCAAGAUACCCUCAGUCAAGAACGUUUGGCCAAUCGAGGAAAUCCAAAAGCCGAAAGACAAGGUCAUCUGGCAAGGAAACGGCAACGGCAACCUGCCAGCAGAAGUAGAAGCUCGUGUCGCAAAUGCAAAGGCCGGAGGGUUCGCACCUCACGUCAUGACGCAAGUCGACAUGCUCCACGCGGAGAACAUCACGGGAAAAGGUAUUAAAGUUGGUAUCAUUGAUGGCGGAAUCGACUACCUUCAUCCUGCCCUUGGGGGUGGCUUCGGUCCGGGUUAUCUCGUAGCUCGUGGAUACGACUUCGUUGGUGACGACUACCAAUCUGGCAAUGAUGAAAAGCCUGAUGACGACCCAUACGAGACCUGCGAUGGCCAUGGAACUCAUGUCGCUGGCAUCAUAGCGGCGCAAGAGAACGAGCUUGGCUUCAUUGGUGCCACGCCUGGUGUCGAGCUCGGCGCGUAUCGUGUUUUUAGCUGUGCGGGCGGUACGAGGACGGAUAUCAUUGCUGCGGGUGUGAACCGAGCCUUUGAAGAUGGAAACAACAUCAUCACCGCCUCUUUCAGCGAAGAAAGUGGUUGGUCUGAGACUUUGAUGGCAGUCCUUGCUGAUCGGCUAUCUGAGAAGGGUGUCAUCUUCACUUUUGCCAAUGGCAACGACGGGACUCAUGGGCCGUUCAAUGUAGGACAGCCAGCAACAAGCCAUGAGGGCUUGGGCGUUGGUUCUACUGAGACGGAUGAAGUUCCUCGUGUCUUCGUCGACGCAACCUAUUCUAUCGCCAACGGGACCUCGAAGACCUUCGGAUGGAGACCGGGAAAACCUUCAAACUGGGGCAAUGUUACCAUGCCACUAGUUAUCGCCGAUAAAAUAGUGUGCGGGGACGAAACUGGUGUCGGCAACCUCACCGGAUCAGUCGUCUUGGUUAAGAGCACACCCAACUGCGCCGAUUGGGGCGUCGUUCGGACUGCGACUUUGACUGGCUCGAAGCACGUUUUAAUCUAUAAUCCUGACGGAAAGGAUGCGAACUUUCUCGAUGCCACUCCUCGACCAGAUGACCCUGAGCUGCUCGGCGUAGGAACCAUUCCUGUAGAUGUAGCAGAACAGCUAUAUGCCGCUGCAGCCAUUGGAAACGUCACUAUCAAGAUCACCGAUCCGAAUUACACCAAAGAGUAUGUCGACGCGGUGCCCAACGAUGUAGGCGGCACAAUGAGCACUUUCAGCAACUGGGGGCCCACGUUCGAACUGGACAUCAAGCCCGACAUCUCGGCACCAGGUGGCACGAUUCUGUCCGUCUAUCCCGAAGAGAAGGGAAAAUAUGCCGUGAUUUCAGGAACUUCGAUGUCGACGCCUUUGGUAGCAAGCAUCAUCGCCUUGAUCAUGGAGGCACGGGGCAAGCCAAGCGUGGCAGAGAUCCGAAAUCUACUCAGCAGUACCGCGAAGCCAAUCCAGUGGUCUAAGAAUGGAGCGAAGGAGCCUGUUCUGGCUCCGAUCAUACAGCAGGGUGGUGGCCUUGUGCAGGCGUACAAUGCCGCUCGUUCGAGUACUUUGGUCAGUGUUUCGAAGUUCAAUCUCAAUGACACUGCAAACUUCGAUGGAUCCCGCGAAUUCACCAUCAAAAACGUUGGCGAGAAGGACAUAACGUACACAAUCUCUCACGAAGGCGCAGUCGCAUUCAACACCUUCAACGACGGAAGAAACCCAUCUGAAGCUGCCGAACUCAACACCUUCGUCGCCAACGCAAGCGUCUCCCUAUCCUCCACGGACAUCACCAUAAGCGCCGGCUCCGAGGCGAAGAUUUCUGUGGAAUUUGAUCCACCCGCAGGCUUAGAUGCAGAGCAGCUCCCAGUCUACUCAGGCUUCAUCAAAAUCUCCGGCACCAACGGCGACGCCCUUAGUAUCCCGUACAUGGGCGUCGCAACCGACAUGCGCUCUGUACCCAUCUUCGAGACAACCUACUCCGCCACCAGCAACAGCGAGUCAAUCCCAAUCGAGCCAGGAUAUGAAUUCGUGAUGUCCGAGAGCGAAGAGGACUGGGACAAGUUCCACUAUCCCAACUGGUUUGGUCCGCUGUCCUUCGGGACAGCGUACCUUGACGUUCAGAUCUGGUCCGUCGAUGUUGGUAACGGCACGGCGGAGGGAUCGAACGAAACGACGCCCGGGAGGAAUUUGGGAAGUUUGCAGGGUUUUCCCUGGGAGUACAAGCAGCGCGGUAUAGCGAUCUGGGGUAGCUUUACUGGGACCACGGGGGAUGGGACGAGGGUGCCUGAGGGUAACUACACGAUCAUUACAAGGGGAUUAAAGAUAUUUGGAGAUAGGGAGGUCGAGGAUGAUUGGGUGGUUGUGAAGUCCCCACCGUUUGGUCUCAAGUAUGUGUAG
Aaosphaeria arxii CBS 175.79 is the source of this 2634-nucleotide messenger RNA. RefSeq names its product subtilisin-like protein. NCBI's taxonomy places the organism in Eukaryota, Fungi, Ascomycota, Dothideomycetes, Pleosporales. The coding region runs from base 1 to 2634 and encodes 877 amino acids. The record is from RefSeq and is a predicted model, not a curated record. The transcript has 3 exons. Gene Ontology annotation, molecular function: serine-type endopeptidase activity; tripeptidyl-peptidase activity. Gene Ontology annotation, cellular component: cytosol; cell wall; membrane. Gene Ontology annotation, biological process: proteolysis.